Messenger RNA from Trichoderma virens Gv29-8, 1260 nucleotides. RefSeq lists its product as uncharacterized. The record is from RefSeq and is a predicted model, not a curated record. The transcript has 7 exons. Bases 1 to 1260 code for a protein of 419 amino acids. Gene Ontology annotation, molecular function: transmembrane transporter activity. Lineage: Eukaryota; Fungi; Ascomycota; Sordariomycetes; Hypocreales; Hypocreaceae. Gene Ontology annotation, biological process: transmembrane transport.
AUGCAAAGCUCUGACGAGGGCGACUUUACAGAAUACAGUUCUCAAAAUGAACCCGUGAAUACCGAAAAGCACUCUGAAGAGGAAGAAGACAUUAAAGAUGGCGGAUAUGGCUGGGUCAUCGUGGCAGCCGUUUGCUUAGUAUUGGCCCAUUCAUUUGGAAUAAAUUCUAUGUUUGGUGUAUUUUUAGCAUUCUAUCUAAAAAGCAAUACUUAUCCGGGGGCUACUCCUUUACAGUUUGCGUUUAUUGGAGGUCUCUGCUUUUCAGUUGCUUUUCUCGUGCCGCCGUUGUCGACCAUAUUAUAUCGUAUGACGGGUGUUCGGGUUACCGUCAUAAUUGGAGGAAUAUUCAUAUCAGGCGCCUACAUUGCCGCAUCCUUCUCGAAAACUAUCUGGCAGCUCAUCCUCAGUCAAGGAGUCUGCUAUGGCAUCGGCAUGGGAAUAUGCUUCACCGGAACUGCGAGUUUAGUUCCUCAAUGGUUCAAAAAACGGCGAUCUCUCGCAAAUGGUAUUGCAACUAGUGGAACGGGCUUUGGCGGUCUGACUUAUUCCUUAGCUGCAAAUGCAAUGAUUCAAAAGCUGGGCAUUGCCUGGACUUUUAGAAUAAUGGGCAUCAUCUGUUUUGUUGUGAUUUCGAUCUCUGCUCUAUUUCUGAAGGACCCCAACAAGAAUUCAAAGGCCACACUCAAGGCUUUUGAAUGGAAACUUUUCAAGAUGGUUGACUUUUGGUUGUUUCUCGGCUGGCUAUGGUUGGCCAGUUUGGGAUACGUCGUUGUUGUCUUCUCUCUUUCAGCAUACGCUCAGCAAAUUGGAUUUUCGGCACAACAAGGCUCUUUGGUAUCUGCCAUGUUCAAUCUUUCGACUGGUAUUGGUCGCCCAAUCAUCGGUUUCCUUUGUGAUAGAUAUGGCACAAUCAGAGUUACUACAGCCGGAACAUUAUUUUCAGCAUUGAUUACAUUUUUCAUUUGGAUAUUUGGCGGCAAGUCAUAUGGCGGUUUGAUGGUAUACGGCUUACUGGGCAUGUUUCCCAGUCUCUUGUGGGCCACCUUUGUGGUCAUGGCCGCCUCAAUUUUUGGAUUGAAGCUGAUGCCUGCUGCUAUAUCUCUCUCAAUACUCACACUUGCACUCCCGUAUACCUUUGCGGAGGCGAUUGGGCUUAGCUUGAGAAAGCCGGGUGUGGAUGGUUUUCUCAACGUACAAAUCUUUGCCGGCGUAAUGUUUCUCGCUGCCGGUAUUUGCAGUAAGUCGUAUGGCGUUAUGUGA